This is a messenger RNA of Apis laboriosa (Himalayan honeybee), 553 nucleotides long. Its product is annotated as protein FAM136A-like. The record is from RefSeq and is a predicted model, not a curated record. The transcript is spliced from 3 exons. Gene Ontology annotation, cellular component: cytoplasm. Bases 73 to 498 code for a protein of 141 amino acids. NCBI's taxonomy places the organism in Eukaryota, Metazoa, Arthropoda, Insecta, Hymenoptera, Apidae.
UUUAUGAGAAACCGGGUACAUUAAAUUUAGUAUAUUUUAAUAUAAAUAAGUUAUUAGAAAAAUAAAUACAAAAUGGUUGAAGAACAACAAAAACGAGUCGAUGAAUAUACUAGAAGAAUAGUAGAAGAGAUUGAUAAAUCAAUGAGAAAAAUGAAGGGUGAUGCAUAUAGAUGUGCUGCAAGUUGUUGUGAUAAUGAGACUUAUAGUAUAAAAAAAAUUGAAAAUUGUGUAAGAAAUUGCAAUAAUUCUUUGGAUCAAGCUCAAGAAUAUGCUAGAGAAGAACUAGAAAGAGUUCAAAAUCGAUUACAAAGGUGUGUUAUGGAUUGUAAUGAUAGAAUAAAAGAUGCAGCAGGACCUAAUCCAUCACAGCGUGAUUUGGAGAAAUACAGUGAACAAUUUGACAAGUGUGUAACAAAAUGUGUAGAUCAUUAUUGUGAAAUAUUACCUAAUUUAGAAAAAACAAUGAAAAACGUUUUGUCUGAAAAAAAAUAUCAAUAGUAAUAUAAUAAUAAAUAAUAAAUAUAAAUAAAAUUAAUGAAUUGCAAUCUAGAGA